Molecule: messenger RNA, 1932 nt
Organism: Dreissena polymorpha
Lineage: Eukaryota; Metazoa; Mollusca; Bivalvia; Myida; Dreissenidae
Product: ester hydrolase C11orf54 homolog
Exons: 8
Coding region: 82-1011 (309 amino acids)
Cellular component (GO): nucleus
Molecular function (GO): hydrolase activity, acting on ester bonds; zinc ion binding
Source: RefSeq, a predicted model, not a curated record
CCGGCUUAGAGUUGGGCAAGUUAUUUGACAGACGACCCAAUUAAAAAUUGGAGGUGUAAACAAUUGAGAAAAAUAUAAAUCAUGGAUAAGUUGAAAGUUUGCAAAAUACCCAUGCAUGUUCCAAACAUGGACGAAGUUCAAAAAGUUUUGCAGGAAGGACUUUCCAAAAACUUUGCCAGCGUGCAUGUAUCAAUUGUGGAGUGUCCUGACCUCACAUCAGCGCCGUUCAACCUGUCAGCACCAGGUCUGUGUGGCAAUGCUAAACUUGUAGACAUCGGCGGUCCACCCUUUCUCUUUCCAUACGCCCAGCGGGACAAGGUGUAUUCCUUUCGGCACAUAGCUGAUAUGUGUGAUAGCAAGGAGCCGUUCAUGCUUGGAGCAGGGGCUGGUCCUGCUCAUGUGCUCGGUGUCAACUCUGAGAUGAUGAACACAAUCAAACUUGAACCAAAUGGAAAGUCUGUCAACAGAGGAUAUGUGGCUAAGAUAGACAAAAUUACAAAUGCCUGUCAGUUGCAGCCAAUGCCCUGUGAUGAGUUCAAUCUAAUGGGCAACUUCUUGGUCUGUGAUGGCUUGCCUGGCCAGGUCUUUGAGGUCAAAGCUAGCACAAGGAUUGGAGAGGAAGAUUUCAGUCGCUGCUUGAAGAACAGCCUGAAACGAUAUUAUGGAGAGAAGCCUGUUGCCCUUGGUGGAGUGUUUCUCAUUGAGCAGGGAAAGGCUAACAUUCACAUUAUGUCUGAUUUUUCAGAGAGUCCAAUCACCAGUGAGGAGCAGGUAAAUCAAUGGCUAAAGUUCUUCGAGAUGGGAUCAACACUGGUCUGUCUUGGGGAGCUGGUUAGCCAUGAUCCGGGUUAUGACCUGCGAGAUGAGCAUUUCCACUGCUUCAAUGACCAAGGGGAAGGCGGCCACUACCAUUAUGACACGACUCCUCAGUCUGUACAGUACCGUGGCUACUUUGUGAUGGCUCAUGAUGUGUAUCGUAUUGAUCAGCCAGCUCAUAAGCUAGUGUGGUAAAACCAUCAAGGACAUCAGUUUAUGUGCGCCUCAGCCAAAGGAACAAACAAAAUUAUUUGUAUUAUCGUGCAAUUGAUUGGACCAUUCCAAUGCUUAAAGAUGGACUUUACACUGCUGAGCUCACUUCAACACAUAAUAUGAAUGUUUAGGUGUUGCAAUCUUUUUUUGUCUUCCGCUGUAAGCCAUUUAAGCUAUUGAUACAUUAAUGAUACUGUAGUCACAUAUGAAGUGUGAAAUGUCUGUAGCAUUUAGUAUUUAGUGGAUUAGCUGUCCAUAAUACCUUGUUAAUACAUUUACAUUAGCUCAUAGCUUCUUGUAAAUGCUCUUCUGUAUACUUCCUCUGUAUUAUCCCGCUUUUAUCUAAGCUUUAAAGUGGGUCUUCUAAAGCAAAGCAUCAAGUUCACAUCAAUGAGAAGGUCAGAGUAAAUAAAAAGCUUUUGAACACUCUUGAAGUCAUAAUUAUACUAAAAAAACUCUUUAAACAUAAAACAUAAGUAUUCCAACAAUAUCGGAAGGAGCGGGUAUCAAAGUCUGAUAAUUAUAUUGUAUCAAACAAACUUCUUAAUAGAUAUAGAACUUGGUAGAUACCAUUCAAGCUCACAUGAGUGACCUGUGACUCGUAUAGUCAGCCAGGAUAUUUGUAUAGGUCCCCGAGUCAGAGCUUUCUCUAGCUUUUAACAGUUGGAAGCACUGACUUUUAUGGAUUGAAUUUUGCAAGUCUCAGCCAUAAAAUAUAUUACCGUAGUCUUACAUUUAUUUCAGUAGUCUACAGCAGACGUUGGAACUAUAAAAUGCAAGUUUGUUUUUCUGUAUAUAAUUAUUUUAUACAACAGAUAGGAAUGAUAAUAUUGUAUUUAUAUACAUGUAUUAUACCAAUUCACCAAUUCAAUGACUCGUAUCAUAAUAAAAAAUAAAACACAA